CAUCACAAAUAUUAUAGAAAUUCUGCUGUUAACCAGCUUUAUAUUGGGCAAGAGGGUUUCCCUCUUUGGGCCUUGUUUUCUCAAUAGAAUUAAUUCCAGUUCUCUCUCUGUCUUUAAGUGCAACAAUUAAUGAUAGUUUCAUUAAAGUACCUUCUAAUUUUUUAGGCUGAUUUUUCUUACUUUUUUGGAAUCCUAUGCACAGAUUUCAGACAUCAAUGUAUAACUUUAUUCUGAAAAAAGAUCUAGUUUUCAGAUGUCUACCAGGAAUGAACUACAUGUUUUACCCAUGAAUAUAUGCAGGCACUCAAUGAUUUAUUAAGGUUCAUCAGCGAAUGAUUAUUCUAGCAAAUUUGUUUGGAGAUCUUUUUGGGAAAGACACUUAAUGACUGAUAACAUUAUGCUUUAGUAGUGCUGGCCAAUAUGGACACUCAUAAUGGUCUUGUGAUUUAGUCCUAGGGAACCUCUUAAGCUCUUGCUUGUUCCCACUGAGAUUGCUCAUGAGGGUUUCAAAGUCCUUCCCCAGCAUGGUCCUUAGCCACUGGACUUGCAGAACUCUUGAGGACCUGAAUCAAGGCUGGAGGUAGGGCUGGAUCCUCAGGUUUUAUUGCCAGCAACACCUCAAUUUAGUGGAACCUGGACUGUAAUCAUCUUGAUGAUUUGUAAAGCUGUUUUUCUUGUCAAUCUUUACCGUUUCUGGCAUCAAAAAGAUGGAAGUAUUUUGAGAGUCUUUGUGAUGCUCCUGGACUCUAGUACGUGCUUGGGUUCAAGUCCCAGCUCUGUCACUUACGAUUUGGGUAUCCCGGGGGAAGUUAUAACUUCUAUGUGCUUUGGUGUCUUUAUCUGUAUGAUAGGGAUGACGAUAAAGCCUUUCGUAAAGGUUGGUUUUGAGGAUUAAAAUAAGUCUAUGUCUAAAGCAUUUAGAACUGUUCUAUCACAUAAGUGUUUAGUUAAUUUUAACUGCUUUUUCUUUUUUUUUUUUUUUUUUUGUUUGAGACGGAGUCUUGCUCUGUUGCCCAGGCUGGAGUGCAGUGGCGCGAUUUUGGCUCACUGCAACCUCUGCCUCCCGGGUUCAAGUGAUUCUCCUGCCUCAGCUUCCCAAGUAGCUGGGACUACAGGCAGGCACCACCAUGUCCAGCUAAUUUUUGUAUUUUUUAGUAGAGCGGGGUUUCACUAUAUGUUGGCCAGGCUGGUUUCGAGCUCCUGACCUCUAGUGACCCACCUGCCUUGGCCUCCCAAAGUGCUGGGAUUACAGGCAUGAGCCACCAUGCCCGGCCCUAAUUUUAACUGUUUUUAUUGGCACCUGUCGCACAGUGUUUAUUCUUCUGUCCUUAUUCUCUAGCCUAGGGUGAGAAAAAUUCCAGUCUUUAUCCUUACCUUGUUAAACAUUGCUUGAGUCACCAUGGUAUUUGCUUCAACACCUAGGACACAAUAUCUGAAUCCUUCUCAACAUUAUAAUGGAUCCAAAUGAGAAUGAAACCUAUUUCAUGAAACCUGUUUGCCAACUCAGAUUAUUUAUGGAGUUCUUGAUUUUUAUUUUUUUGCUCCAAAACAUAAAUUUGAAAUGUUGUUUACAAAUCUGAGUUUUUUGUUUGUUUUUACUAAAUUUCAGAGUAGUUUUAUUAUGAAAAGCAUAAAAAAGAUAUGGUUUCUAUAGCCAGAAAUAGGGUCUAAUUCUAAGAUGAGUUUUGUCAGUGAAUUGUUACUAUUUUGAAUGCCUUUCACUUUAUAUUCAAAAGCAGAUGAGUAAAGCUUCCUGUCACAGAUACUUUAAGAUGUUAAAAUGAUUGUGCAGCAAUAAUAGCACAGUAAUGGAAACUUAAUUUUUUGAGGCUAUUAUUAGCACACAAUCAUGAGUUCUUUAGCAUCUCUACUGGGACAUUAGGAAGCUAAUUUUUUAGGGAGGCCUUGGUGCAUGGGAAGCUAAUACUUCACUAAUUUUAAAAGAAGAAUUAAAACAAGAUUAGGAGAGUCUUUACCAUGUGCCAGAUACUUACCUAAGUAUUUUAUAUUUACUACUUGUAAUAGCUCUAUUAGGAAGUAUUAUUAUUUCUUAUUUUACAGCCAAGGAAGCUGAAGUAUAAAAAGAUUAGGCAAAUUCCCAGGGUGAUACAACUCAUCAGAGGAAGAGCUGAGACUCAAACUCAGGGGGUCUGAUUGCCAAACAAACAAUCUUAACACCCAAUUAUGCUACUACCUACAAAGAAUAAAUUGCCAAUGAAUUAUUAAGACCAAAUCAUGGAAGUCUUAAAUACCAGGCAAAGUGACAAGAUGAGAGCCGCACUUUGAGGAUUUUAUGCCAAGUACAGCGUGUGGGCUGGUUUAAAGGGAAGAAAGAUUAGAGAUCAUUGCUAGUAGCUAAGGUGAGAAGUAAUGAGGACAUGGGUUUAGGAAACAGGAUUAAGAUAACAGCUUGAAAACACCUGUAUUUAGGUGGACAGAGGAAAAGGAAAUCUAGAAACACAGGCAGAGAAGUAGAGGAGGGAGGCCGUGUAGUGCCACCCAAGGGGAGAUUCUGGAACUGAAAACCAUAGAGAUCAGAGAGGACUGGAACAAAAACAAAGAUGAGUGGGUUUGGAGAUAGUAAUUCAUUUAUUCAUUUAUUGACUUUUUUACUCAUGAAAUAAGUAAAUAUUAUUAUGCACCCAUAAUGUGACAGGAAUUAUGCUGGAGGGGAACCCAUGUAAAAUGUUCUUCUUUAUUACCAACUUUGCUACUUAUUAGCAAGAUAGCCUUUGACAAGUUUUUUUUUGUUUUGUUUUAAACUUUUCAAAAUCCUGGCUGCCUCUUCUGUAGUAUGAUACAUAAGUCCUCACUGUGUCUAAAUGCCCCCAACUCUUGCGGUCUUCCCAGCUCUAAGAUCUGUAAUUCUUGGGUUCAAGUUGUAAAUUGCAAUAAUUGGAAAUGUUGUAAAUAUGUGGCCAGUGAUUCAGUUGGCACUUAGGUGAAUCAGAAGGAGAUGCAAGAUAAGGUGUGUGUCCUAUAGGUGUAAUGUGAAUGGAGGAAUCUUACAUAUUUUCCCUCAAAAAUACCGGUAGUGUCAUACUGACAUUAUAGUAGAUGGAAGGAUGAGACUGAAAAUAAUACAGGAAAGAUAGUGUCCAGGGAAUUAAAAAAAAACAAAAACAAACAAACAAAAACCCCCCGCAAACAUUCCCUAGAGUGGUGAGGGAAAUUUUUCUCAAAGCCACUUAUUUUCAAAGGGAAUCUGACUAGUUUCUUCAGAGAAACUUCUGUUGAUUGAAAACUUUCAAAGGUCAAGCCCUAAAGACUCUUAAAAGAUGUAGCAUAAAACUUAGAAUGAGCUGCCAGUUCCCCUCAAAAACUGUUUUCUGUGAAGCCCUGAUCUUCUCGGCUGGAUACAAUUCUUUUUUUCUCUGACCUUCUCCAGCAGUGCUUCUCAAACACACAGAUCACAUGGGGUUUGCCAAAAUCCACUUGACUCAGUGGAUCAAAGGUUGGAGCUGAGACUCUGCAGCUCUACCAACUUCCCAGGUGAAGCCAGUACUGCUGGUCCAUGGACCACACUUUGAAUAACAGAGGUGUAAAAUAGUUUGCUUUAAUUCUCAUAGCAGAUAAUGGAAAUAAUUUUGAAACAGUGUAACAUCUCCUUCACAAGACUGUGAGCUCUAUUCUCCAUAUCCUAAAGUCGAGUACAUACACAUUAUGAAAUGCUUGAUAUUAAUAGAUAAGAGAUUCUUACCUCGGUCAGUGAUUCGUAUUAUUCAAUAGCAGUAAUAAUUUGAAUUGGUAUAGGUAGGGCUUUUUUUUAAACUGAGAUAAGCACCAGCAUGCAAUAUAACUGAGAUAGGCACCAGAAUGCAAUAUAAAGUUUUCAUAUAAAGUUAAACGUGUUUACUAUAUGGCCCAUGAAAACAUAUAUCCACCCAAGAAGUUGCACUUGAAUGUUUAAUCCAGCUUUAUUUGCAAUAACCAAAAAUUGCAAAGAAACCAAAUGUAUAUUGCCUGGUGAACUGAUAAAUAAAUUGUGGUAUGACCAUACAAUGGGAUGCUAUUUAGCAACAAAAAGGAAUGAACUCCUGGUACAAGCAACAACUUGAGCAUUUUUAAAAAAAGUAUUAUGUUAAUUGAAAGAAGUCAGAAGUAAGAUAUAUAUUAUAUGAUUCAAUUUCUAUGAAAUUUUAGAAAAGCAAAACUAUAGUGAUAGAAGUUAGAGACCAGGCUGGACAGUAUAGUGAGACCCUGUCUCAAAAAAAGGAAAAAAAUGAAUAAAGCCGAUUUUAAAAAUUAGACACAGGCUGGGCAUGGUGGCUCGUGCCUGUAAUCCCAGCACUUUGGGAGGCCAAGGUGGGUGGAUCACUUGAGGUUAGGAGUUCGAGACCAGCCUGGCCAACAUGGCAAAACCCCAUCUCUAUUAAAAAUACAAAGAAUUAGCUGGGCAUGGUGGCACGUGCCUGUAAUCCCAGCUACUUGGGAGGCUGAAGCAGGAGAAAUUGCUUGAACCUGGGUGGUGGAGUUGCAGUGAGCCAAGAUCGUAUCACUACACUUCAGCCUGGGCAACAGAGCAAGACUCCAUCUCAAAAAAAAAAAAAAACAAAAAAAAACAAAAAACAAAAAACGUAGCCACAGUCUUCAACCUGUUAACAACAUCUAAUGCUUCUUGGAAGCUGAUAUCUUAUUAGCAGGAUGUUAAUAUGAGAAUACAGGGACAAUUUUUACUUUAAGAGAAUAAAUGGGCAUGGAAAGAAAAUGUGAAUAAACAGUAGGAACAAAAGAAGUUCCCUAAAAGCUUACUUGUGUACUUGCAAUGGACCUGAGUUUGAAGAGAGAGCCCUUGAAAACAGGAACUCCAGUUCUUUUAUUUUUAGCAUCCCAUAUAGUUGUUAUUAGCUGAAUGAUUUUAGUGUGUCCCGCUGUGCUAUUAAAGAAGAAAAUUCUGCUGAGAAGUCAUUUCUCUCCUUUUUAUAUUCUUUGCAGUGAGUACACCCCACUUUCAGGAGAGGAUCUGGUCAUCUGCUUUGGCAGAGGGCUUAUCUUUAAUUAAGUGAAAAGGUGAGCCAGCCAUGAGAGGGUAUCUUGUGGCCAUAUUCCUGAGUGCUGUCUUCCUCUAUUAUGUACUGCAUUGCAUAUUAUGGGGAACGAAUGUCUAUUGGGUGGCACCUGUGGAAAUGAAACGGAGAAAUAAGAUCCAGCCUUGUUUAUCAAAGCCAGCUUUUGCCUCUCUGCUGAGGUUUCAUCAGUUUCACCCUUUUCUGUGUGCAGCUGAUUUUAGAAAGAUUGCUUCCUUGUAUGGUAGCGAUAAGUUUGAUUUGCCCUAUGGGAUGAGAACAUCAGCGGAAUAUUUUCGACUUGCUCUUUCAAAACUGCAGAGUUGUGAUCUCUUUGAUGAGUUUGACAACAUACCCUGUAAAAAGUGUGUGGUGGUUGGUAAUGGAGGAGUUUUGAAGAAUAAGACAUUAGGAGAAAAAAUCGACUCCUAUGAUGUAAUAAUAAGAAUGAAUAAUGGUCCUGUUUUAGGACAUGAAGAAGAAGUUGGGAGAAGGACAACCUUCCGACUUUUUUAUCCAGAAUCUGUUUUUUCAGAUCCUAUUCACAAUGACCCUAAUACGACAGUGAUUCUCACUGCUUUUAAGCCACAUGAUUUAAGGUGGCUGUUGGAAUUGUUGAUGGGUGACAAAAUAAACACUAAUGGUUUUUGGAAGAAACCAGCCUUAAAUCUGAUUUAUAAACCUUAUCAAAUCCGAAUAUUAGAUCCUUUCAUUAUCAGAACAGCAGCUUAUGAACUGCUUCAUUUUCCAAAAGUGUUUCCCAAAAAUCAGAAACCUAAACACCCAACAACAGGAAUUAUUGCCAUCACACUGGCGUUUUACAUAUGUCACGAAGUUCACCUAGCUGGUUUUAAAUACAACUUUUCUGACCUCAAGAGUCCUUUGCACUACUAUGGGAAUGCCACCAUGUCUUUGAUGAAUAAGAACGCGUAUCACAAUGUGACUGCAGAGCAGCUCUUUUUGAAGGACAUUAUAGAAAAAAACCUUGUAAUCAACUUGACUCAAGAUUGACUCUACAGACUCAGAAGAUGAUGCUAACAGUGUUAGUUUUAUUUUUGUACUGCAAUUUUUAGUUUAAAAUAUGUUGGAUGCACUCGUCAAAUAAUUAUGUAUAUUGUCUGUUGCUGCCUGGUGAUUCAUAACCACCAGCUUAAUUUCUGUGAAUACUGUAUAUUUAACUUAUGAAAACCAAGAAACGUUAAGAUAUCAGGAAAA
Molecule: messenger RNA, 6221 nt
Organism: Pongo pygmaeus (Bornean orangutan)
Lineage: Eukaryota; Metazoa; Chordata; Mammalia; Primates; Hominidae
Gene: ST3GAL6
Product: ST3 beta-galactoside alpha-2,3-sialyltransferase 6
Exons: 10
Coding region: 5022-6017 (331 amino acids)
Biological process (GO): glycolipid biosynthetic process
Molecular function (GO): sialyltransferase activity
Source: RefSeq, a predicted model, not a curated record